Messenger RNA from Plasmodium relictum, 24702 nucleotides. RefSeq names its product conserved Plasmodium protein, unknown function. NCBI's taxonomy places the organism in Eukaryota, Apicomplexa, Aconoidasida, Haemosporida, Plasmodiidae. Bases 1 to 24702 code for a protein of 8233 amino acids. The transcript is spliced from 4 exons. The record is from RefSeq and is a predicted model, not a curated record.
AUGUUAAAAAAUAUAAUAAAUCAAUUUAUAAAAAUAUUUGGACAAGAGUAUUUGGGAGAUUGGAAUGCUAUACAGAAUCUAACCAUUAAUUCAGUUACUUCACCAGAAAUCAUAUUAAAAAAUGUUCCUUUUCCAGAACAAAUAUUCGAAUUAGCAGAAUUACCAUUUGAAAUCAUUUAUUCGAAUAUAAGAAAUUUAAGAAUAAAAUUUUUGUGGUCAUCUAUUUUUUCAAAUAAUGUUAGCCCUAUAAAUAUUUAUGCAAAUGAUAUUUUUCUUGUUAUAAAAUUUUCUUAUCCUAGUUUAUGGAAAACAAACAAAAUUUCCGUUCAUCAGUAUAAAUUAAAAAAGAAUAAAUUAAAAAAAUGGGAUAACAUUAAUAUAUCAAAAGAAAAUAAAGAAGACAAUUUUUUAAAAGUUCUACCUGUAAAAUUAGUUAAUUCUUUAAGGAUAUUAGCUGAAAAUAUAAAUGUAAUAUUUUUCGAUAAUUAUAUUCAUAAAAAUCCAUUUACUUUUGAAUUUUUCAUUAAAAGUUUUAAAAUUGAUGAAUUAAAUAAAUACAAAGUAAAAUUAACUGACGAAGAAAAAAAAAAUAUAAAAAAAAAUUUGCUAAUUAAUAUAUGGAUAAGAUUAAUAGGAGUACAUAUGAUUUUUAAAGAAUUUAAACAUAAAAUUAAAUAUAAUAAACAAAUUAAAAAAAAAGAAGAGGAGGAAUAUAACAAACAAAAAAUUAAUGAGAAAUCAAAUAAGUCAAACAAUAAUCAAAAUAUUAAUGAAGAAUUUUUCUUAACAGCAAUUGAAAAACUUUUUAGUGAAAGUGUAAAAUCUGUUCAACAGACAAACAGGCAUCACUCAAAAAAAAAAAAAAAAAAAUUUCAUUAUAAUGGAAUGUCUAAAUAUUGUUCCUACAGUGAUUACGAUAUUAAUGAAAGAAUAAAGAAUAAAUAUUCAAGAUUAAAGGGGAAAAGAAGAUCAUAUAGUUCUAAGAUGAAUAUAAAUGCACCUUAUAAAAAUUUAGAGAGUAAUUUAAAAAAAAGAAGAAGUUAUAACUUUAAAACACCUAAGCAUUAUUCAGGUUUUAGAAUAACACCAAAAGAUGGAUUAGAAAUGCAUAUAAUUUUUAAGAAAUAUGAUUUAAAAGCACUUAAUGAUUUAAAAAAUAAUUUAAAAUGCUUUAAGAAUGUUGAAUUAUCUUUUAUUAAGCAUUAUGAGAAUAAAGAUGAAAAAAUGUUCAAUAAUUUAAAAAAAGAUGAAAUACCUAUAAAAAAUCCUUGUUAUUGCUAUAACUUUAAAAAUAACUCAUAUAUAGAAGAUAAUGAUAAUGUAUCUAUAUCAAGUAAUACAAAUAGAUCUAUAAGAAAUAAAAAUAUCAGAAAAAAUGUGUUUAUAAAUAACGAUAAAUUAAUGGAAUGUAGUUUUAAAAAUGAUUAUCCUCCUUUAUUUAAUAACAUUUCUAAUUAUGAGAGUUUAGAUAUAGAUUUUACUUCUUCUUCUCUUGAUGCUUUUUAUAAUUUUAUAAAAUAUAUAGAAUUUUGGUUUUUAUAUAAAGGUGGCUGCACAAAAAUAUUUAAUAUUAUCCCUACUAUAGAAGAUUGUAUAAAAUAUUCUGAAUAUAGAAAAUUGCAAAUUGAUAAAAAUUCAAAAAAUGAUGAAUUCCCCCAAAAGUUUAUUGAAAAAUUUGAAGCAGCUUGUCCUACUCAUUUAUUAAUAAAAUUAAGAUUAUUAUCAGAAGAAUGCAUAUAUAGUAAAGAACAUUUUAAUAACAUAAAUAUAAAAAAAGGAGAAUGGAAAAAAUUAUUUUAUACUUUUAUAAAAAGUCAAAAAGGUGAAGCCUCUCUUUUAGAUGAAAAUUUAGAAAAAAUUGAAAAAUGGUUUACUCAUGAUAUUCUAUUAAAUGUAGUUAUACCUCAAAUCAAUUUUAAUUACAUUCCUUUAGAAUAUAAUCAUUUUAAUGAUUUUAAAAUAAAAUAUAACAAAUGUUUUUUAUCUUAUAAUAUUUAUUGCUCCUUUUUAUUUAAACAAGAAAAAAUAUCUUCCACUAAAAAAAAAUUAAGUAUAUAUAUGCAUAAUUUGGAUAUUCAAUCAAUGUUUGUAAUUUUGAAAAGAAAUAAAAAUUUUUUGAUGAAUCAAAACAAGUACUCUAUAUAUUUUGCUGAAAAAGUACCUAUAAUAAAUUACUGCUUAUAUAAUGAAUCCAAUAGUAGCAACCAAUUUUACAAUUUUGAUCAAAGUAGUUUUAACGAAGAUUAUAUAUCCGAAGAAAAUAAAAUUUCCAAGGAUGAAAUAUUAAGUACUCAAAAUAAAGAAUAUAUAAAUAAUAUAGAAAAAGAUUUAAAUGAUAAAGUAGUAAAAAAAAAUAUGAAAGAAAAACUUCGAAAUUUAUUUCUUAGUUACAAAAAAAUUCGUAACUACAAUAAUAGCUAUCCAAAUAAUAUUAAAAAUAAAGAUGAAAAAAUACAUUCAAAGAUAAGAAAAAGUUAUAAUGAACUAAAUAUAGAUAAUGAUACAUAUAUUAAUACAUUUUACCAAAAUGAAAAUGGAUUUUUCAAUGAAUCUUUUGACACAAUAAAUGAAUUAAGUAAAAACGUUUGUUCUAAUAGUCUUAGUUAUAAUAUGUGCAAUUUAUUUAAGAAAAAAUUGGCAAAAGGUAAAAUAAAAAAUGAAAAUACAGAAAAUUUAAAAGUUGAAAAUUUACAAAGUUUUAAAAAUGAAAAUAUACAAAGCUUGAAAACUGAAAGUAUGUUAAAUUUAAAAAAUGAAAAUCUCGUUAGUAAUAAUAAUAUGGAAAAAAAUGGAAAGGGAUUUUGGAAUUUUAUUCUACGACAAAAAAAAAAAAAAAAUUUUGAUGAAAAUAAUAAAGAAAAUGCAAAUAUGAACAAUUAUAAAAAUUUCGAUUUAAUAAUGAAUAAUGAGAUUAGUAUUAUACCAAAUUCUUUUAUUAUAUUUAUUAAUGAUUAUAGUAAUAAUGUAAGAGAAAUUGAUAUGAAUAUUUGUAAAUAUACAAUUAAUAUAAAUAAUAUAUUGCCAAUUCUUAAUUUUAUACCUGAUAACAAUAUUUGUCUUGAACUUUUUUUAAAAUAUGAUAACUUUAUUAAUAAGGAUGUUAUUGAAAUUCUUAGUGUAUGCUUAAGUAUGAGUAAUGAAAAAAAAAAAAUAUUACGUCUACAUAUUAAUGAAAUAAAAGCUUAUUUUUUACAUUCUUCUUAUGUACAUAAUGAAAUUGAGAAUUUAAGAAUUUUUCUAAAUAAAACAAAAAAAAAGAAAAGGAUAACAAAUUUACGUAGUCACGAAAAAUUUAUUGAACAUGAUGUUGUUAUUGAUCCAUUUAAUUCAAAAACAGAAGAAAAUGAAAAUGAAAAUGAAGAUAAUAGACAAGGAAAUAACAAUAUAAAUUCAAAUAUGAUAAUAAAAAAUAGUGAGUAUAAAUCAAAAAAUGAUAUAAUUAAUAAUAAUAAUAAUAAUAAUAAUUUAUCAUCAAGCACUAACGAAUAUUUAGAUGGUGAGAAUAAAGACGAAGUAGAUGGUGUUGAUAAUAUUAUAUAUAGAAAUAAAAGUAUGAUAAAUUUUGUAGAAAGUCAAAAAAGUGAUAUAUUAAAUAUCCAUAAUAUAAUUUUAAAUAAUUUAUAUGCACCUCAAAAGAAUGUAUAUCAUACAAGAAUAAAUAAUACUAUAUCCUAUUUAAAAAAAAGAAAUUUUAUUUAUUCUAUUAAAAAUAAUUAUUAUAUAUUUUUAAGAAGAUACAUUGAAUACAAUAAAAAAAAGAAUAAAAUAAAAAAUAAAAAUUUAUUAUCAGUAGGUUUUUUUUGUCAAAUAAAAAAUUUUUUCUUAUUUCAAGAUAAAAAUAACUCUUUACUUUAUUUACAUAAUAAUUAUAUUAAAGUGGAGAACUUGUUUGAUUGUUGUUUUUAUAAUAGAAAUAAUUAUUACUCAAAUAAUGAUUAUGCCAAUUUAAGCGUUUUGACAGCAGACGAAAUAAAAUAUAGUAAUAAAAAGCAAAAUAUAAAGUAUUUAAAUGGAAAUUGUAAUAAAAAUUCAUAUGAUAAAUUAAUGAAUAAGAAUAGUAUUGAAAAUAAUAAAACUAGGAGAAGUACAAAUAUAAAUGAUAGUGUAAAAAAUAAAUCUUUCUUAAUAUGUAUUGAGUCAUUAAGACUUAAAAAAAAUAAUAAUGUAUUUUCUUUAAGAAUAGAUAUGGUAAAUUUUAGCUUGAAUGAAAUUUGUUUAUCUUUAUUUAGUAUAUAUAAAUAUGUAAUUCCUAUUGAUCAUAUGCAACUAAUUAAAAUGAGAAUAAAUAAAUUUCUUAAAAUUAAACAGUUUCUAAUAGAUAAUAAUAAGAAUACUUUACAUUUAAAAAAAUUUAACAUUACAAAUAAUUUAAUGCAUAAUUUAUUGAAUAGAUUUUUUAUUACUAAUAAUAUGAAAUCUGAACAUUAUUCAACUAAUAAAAAUAAAAAGAUAACAAAUUUAUUAAAAGAAAAUAAAAAUUAUGAAAAAUAUAUAAAAAACUUGAUUAUUAAAAUUUUAAAUCACGAAAAAAUAUUAUAUAAUAAAGAGGAUUUUGAAAACAUUUUUUAUAUGAUAUUAAAAAAAAAUUUAUACAAAACAGAUAAUAACAAUUAUUUCUAUGAAAAAGAUAAUAAUCUAAAAAAAUUUCAUAAAAAUGAGAAAAAAAGGUACAUUCGUCAUAGUUCAGAGACUAUAUAUUCAAUUAACAAUAAUAAUAAUAAAAGAAGAAAUAAUUAUAUCUAUAAAAAAGGUUGUUCUAGUUUUUUAGAAAAUGAAUAUUAUAAGUGUAAGGAAAACAAUUUAGAAAAUAAUUAUUAUCAUUAUAAUUAUGAUUAUCAUUAUGAUGAUAAUUUUAAUAUAGGUAUAGAUAACCUUUCAUAUUCAACAUAUAAUUCCAAUAAAAUUUUUAAAUAUAAAAUUGAAAAAGAUGAUGAAAAUAGUAUAAAGAGAGACAUAGAAACAAAUAAUUCAAAAGAAGAUAAUAUAAGUUUAAUAAACUUAUCAAAAAAGUAUUACUAUGAAAAUACUAAGUAUAUUAAUUUGAGAAAUCUUUUUAAUUUUGAAUUUUCAAAUAAUGACAAAGGUAUUAUUGAAGAGAAAAACAUUCUUAUUCGUAGCAAUAUUUCCACCGUUAAAAAUAAUAAAACAAAUGAUUUAAGAAAUAAUAAAAAUAAUAUAGGAAGUAAAUAUACUAAAAGAAAUAUAUUUUUAUUUUUUUUUUUAAUAAAUGAAACAAAUAUAGCCAUCUAUAAUAAAAAUGAAGGAAUAUUCAAAAUAACUUGUAACAGUUUUAUGAGUGAAAUUUAUCAUUUGGAUAAUGGUAUAAAUAUAUCCACAAAAAUUAACUCUCUAUAUUUUUUUUAUAUACAAACAAUUUUAAAAAAAAAAAAUAAUAAUAAUAAUAAAUUUAAACAAAAAACACAAUUAAAUUCAUCUAAGGAGAUAGACAAAAAUAAUUUAGAUAUAAAUAAAUGUAAGAAAUAUGUAAUUGCUACUGAUUCCGUUAGUAAUAUUUUUAGUAUUUCCAAAUCUAACUUAAAAAAAAAAAAAAAUAACUUUUUUGAUAAAGUUUGUAUUUUAGAAAAAAAAAAGUUUAACUUAUACAUAGAUUAUGAUAUAAAGAAAAAUAUAUUAAAACCCCAGAUUUAUCUAGAUAUAAAAAUAAAUAAAGAAAUAAAUAAAAAAAUAAUAAAGCUAUCAUUAAUUAAUUUUUACUUUUUUUAUAGUUCUACUCUGUUUAUUUUAUUAAACAAUGUAGCAAUAAAUUAUUUUUUAAUAUAUAUCCAGGAGAGAGAAAAAAUGGAAUCCCUUUUAUGUAAAAAUAAUUAUUAUGAGAAAAAUAAAAAUGUGGUGUAUAAAUCAGGUGAUAUGACCAAUUUUUCAAAUAAUGGUGUUGAGGAAAAUGAAAAAGUAGAAAGCGAGAAUAUGCUGGUAGGUGGAAAAAGACGAAUUGAAACUUCACUAGAAAAAUGGAUUAGUAGUGAUGAAAUAGAUAACUUAAUUACAAGUGAUAAUGAGAGCAUUUUAGAAGGUGUUUAUAAUGCAUACGAAAUAGACGCUAAUAUUAGUCAAAGCACAAAUAAGAUAAAAGAGUCACAAAAAUCAGAUGUCAUUAAUUUAACUAAUAAUACAUUUUAUUAUGAUUUAUCUGAAAAUGAAAAAAGCAUCGGUAAAAAAGAAAAAAAAUUAAUUUUUGAUGAUUAUCAUAAAGGACAAUAUAAUUCAAUUCAACAAAUAUUAAACAAUGGAAGUGAUGAGAAUAAAAGUACUAGUAUUUACAAUGAUAUAUAUCAAAGUAGUAACUUUAUUAAUUCACAAAAAAUAAGAAAUACUUUAAAUAAAGAGAUUAAAAGAUAUAUAGAAAAAAAAAGGAGCAUUGAACAUAGUAAAAGUAUCCAUGGAACAAUUUUUUUUAAAGAGAGAAAUUUAUUUAUGACAAAUUCUUCUCAUGACAAUAAUAAAAUAGUAUUAGAUAAAAAUGAAAAAAAAAAAGGAAGCUCAAAUCUUGUAAAAAAUAACAAACAAUGCGAAAUUUUUAGAAGUAAAAGAUCGUUUCUAACAAUCUUUCAAAAAGGAAAUAUCAGAAAAAAUCAACUAAGGAAAGAAAUAUCAGAAAUUAAAGAAAAUAAUAAUGAUAUAUAUAAUAGUUUAAUCAACAAUUACUCUUCGAAUAACAAUUAUUAUGAAAAUUCAAAAAAAGAUUAUAAUUUCUUUUCUAAUACGAAAAGCUUUAUAAAUAAAUACUAUGAUUUAAAUUUGAAAAAAAAUAACUUAAAAAAUAAUGAUAUUGAUGGUAAAAAGGAUAUUAUUAAUAAUCGUAUUAAUAAUAAUAAUAAUAGCAGUAUUAGUAGUGAUGAAUUAAAUUGUUCAAAAAAUGGAAAUAAAGAAGUGGAUAUAAGGAAUUUAGAAAAGGAAAAAGCGGAAAAAAAUAAAGAUAUUAAAAUAUAUAUAUCUUUGAAAAAUGUAAAUAUUUGCUAUCUCAUUAAUUAUCAUAGAUUUAAAUACAUAUAUAAAAAAAAUUAUAAACUUGAUACUUAUAUGAAUUCUUAUAUAAAUUUUCUUGAUAGCUGUUCUAAUUAUUGUGAUGAAAAAUGUAGUGAAGAACAAAAUUAUGAUCACAUUGGAAUUAUAAAUAAGGAUUUAUAUAAUUUAAAUUUUAAUUUUUUAUUUAAAUAUGAAUAUAUCCUUUUAGAAAAUAAGAAGAAAAUUAUUAAUGUGUAUCUCCCUUUUUUAUAUAUUAUUUUAAUGAAAAAUUGUAAUUAUGCUAUUUCUCAUCUAACAAUAGUAGAUAUAAAAUUUUUCAUGGAGUUCUUAUAUAAAAAAAAAGGAAAGAAAAAAAAAAAUAAUGGGAAAAAAAAAAAUCGUAAAAAAGAUAAUCUCAAUUUGGAAAUAAAAAAUUAUGGAAGUGAUAUUUUAUAUAAGUUUUCUCAAAAUAAAUAUUCAUGUGCAAAAAACUUAUAUUAUGAUGAAUCUAAAAAAAGAAACAAUUUUUAUGAUGAUCAUCAUAAUAAAUAUAAUAAUUUAACAAGUGUUUCCAAUAGAGAUUCAACAAAUAAUAUAAAAAAGAAUAGUAAUAAUAUGUAUAACGAUCCAAUUAAUUACAUAAAAUCUAACAGUAAUAUAAAAUACAAUAAAUUUAAGAACAGUUCUUCCACUGGUAAUUGUUUAAUUAAAAAAUGUUCAAAGAAUAGUAUUGUAGAUGAAAUUAUCUCAUCAAAUAAAGGAAUAAAAAGUUCAUGUUACAAAAGUCCUGCAAGUAUUUCAGAAUAUAACUCAAAAGAUUCAAGUAAUAAUAAGAAAAAUUUUUCAUUUUACAAAUCAAGUGGAUAUGUAAGCAAUGAUAAUGAAUUCAAGAAAAAUUAUGUAAGUGGCAAUAUGACUGGGUUAAAUACUUAUAAUAAAAAUGUGCAUUCUACAAUUAAUGAUAAAAAUAUAGAAAAACAAAAAUCUUAUAUUAGUUAUUUAUUUAAUUAUAAAAAAAAAAACGAUUUUAUUAAAAAAUAUAAUAUUGAAAAUGAUGUUUCACAGCAAAAUAACAGUGCAUCAAAUCAAUUUAAUUCACAUAAAUAUAUUAUAGAUAAGAAUAAUAAUUCUCCAAAAAAUUCAUUUAAAAAGGAAAAAUCAAAAAAAAGAUCAUUAAGUUUUUUUAGAUUUAAGUCCCUCUCAUUAAAAGAUAAAAAAUUGCAUAAUAUGAAUAGUAAUACAUUGGAUUUAAGAAGCAUGGAAAAUGAUGCUAAUAGUAAAUCUUAUGAUUUGUUGAACAUAAAAAGAGAUAAUUUAAAUGUACAUUCAAAUUAUUAUAUAUCACAAAUAAAAAAAAAUAACAAUAUUAAUAAUUUGUUUUAUAACAGCAAUGGAGAUAGAAUAACUAUCACAAAAAGUUUUAGUAGAUGUGCAUUUACACAAAAGUGCAACAAUAAAAGUCCUUUAAGACCUAAUAAAGAAAUGGAAUUAAUAAAAUCAGAAAGAAGAAUGGCAUUUAACAAAAAAAAAAAAAAAAAAAAAGGUACAAAGAAAAUUAAGAAGAAAAAAAAUAAUAAAGAAAAAAGAAUGAAAAAUGUUAAUAAUUGGAAAAUAUCUUGUUGUAAUUUAUCUAUAUUUAAUAUUAACUUGUUUAAUUGCAUAUAUUUUAAAAGAUAUAAAAGAGAGGGGAAGAUAUUUUUACAGCCACUUAUAUAUAAUUACAAAAAUGCUAAUAAUUUAAAUUCAAUAAAAAUAAAUAAUGAAAAGGAAAACUUUUUGCAGAAUGAUUUUGAAAGACAAGACGAUUUAAAAAAUAUUAAUUAUGAGAAUUUUAUAAGCAAUAAUUGUUUAAUUGAAAAUGAAUUAAAAUUUGUAGAUUAUGUGAAUCAAUUAUAUAACUUAGAAUGGUUUAGUAAAUUUAAUUUUCAUCAUUUAUAUAAUGUUAAUAGAAUUCAUUCCCAUUUUCCUAAUUUGAUUAGAUUAAAUAAAAAAAAGGAAUCAAUAAUUUGUUGUUAUAUACCUAUUUUUUAUAAAAAGAUUUCAAUGUCUUACAGAAAUAUAUAUAAAUUUUUAUUAUUAAAAAAAUACUAUGAAAGUGUACCUUAUUUAUCUAAAUUAUCGAAAAAAGGAGAUUUAUAUAAAAAUUUAAUUAAGGAAAAAAAAAAAAAUAAAGUGACUAAAAUAAGUAAGAAUAUUUUAAACAAAUUAGACAAUGAAAAAAAUGGAAAAAUUAAAUGUAACAGGAACAAUAAUGAAAAUAACGAUAACACAAAUAUAGAAGGGGAAAACAAAGUCAUUACACAUAAAAACAGUGCAAACAAUAAAAAAAAAGAUAAGGUAAUAGAAGAUAAUCACAACGUAUGUGAUAAGAAAGAAAAAAGUAGUAAACAAAAUGAUGUUACAAUAAAAAAUACUACUAAUAAAAAAUACUCAUUAAAUAACAAUAAAGAUGAAAUAAAAAAAUAUAAUAAAUUUUAUGAUUUGGAAAAAUUAGAAAAUGAUGUAAAUUAUGAAAAACUUCAAGAAGUUGGAAAUCCAUCAAUCAAUAACAAAAAUUUUAGUAGAAAUAGUUUUUAUGAAUUUAAUGAUAAAAAUUUAGUAUUAAGAAAUAGUAAAAUUUAUUUUGAAGAAGCAGGAUUUUAUAAUACUAAUUCUAGUAGCUUUAAUAAUUAUUUAAUAUACAAAAAAGAUUUUUUGAAAUAUACUUCAUGGAAAAAAAAUCAUAUUUAUAUAUCUUUAAAGAGAACAAAAGAAUAUGGGAACAUAAAAAAAAAAAUUAAAAAAAGUUUAAACUUCUACAUUUAUAUUUAUUCUUCUAGCAUAAAUGUUGAACCGUAUUUUAUAUCUAACUAUAAUUUUUAUUUUGUCAAUAAUAUAAACAAAAACUUAAUUGUUUACGAUAUAAAAGAAACGAAGAAAUACUAUUCUUAUAAAUAUAAACAAUUAGUGAAUUAUUAUAAUAAAACAUUUGGAAAUACAAAAAAGGAAAAUUAUUUAACAGAAGAGAAGCUAAAUGAUAAUAAUAAUAACAAUAAUACAAUCAAUAAAUUAAAAUUUGAUGAAAGGUAUAAAGAAUACUACAACAAAAAUAAAUACAUUUCAAAUAAUAACUAUGAAAAUAAUCACAGAAAUGAAAAAAAAAAAUUAGAUGAUGAAUCCUUACAUGGUAAUAUAUCAAGUAAUAAUAAAAUGUGGAAUUUUUUGUUUAUCUUUAAUAAAAUUUCAACGAAUAUUAAAGAAAAAAUAAAAAAUAAAGUUGUAAUUAAUGCUGAUAUUAAUAAUAUAGAUCUUAACAUUCUUGAUUGUUCAUAUAUUUAUGAUAGUAAUUUUCUAUUAGUGAAUCACAUUCAUCCAUUUUACAGUAAGAAAUAUAUUUAUAUAUCAAAAGAAAAAUAUGAGAGCAUUAAAGAAAAAAAUAGCAAAGAUUUAAAUGAUUUUUCUAACUUUGAAUCAAUUGAACAUAAAGAUUUUUCUAAUAUUAUAAGCAAAUUAAUUUUCAAGAGUUUUACCAAUUAUUAUCAUAAUAAUUCUUUUUACAUUAUUUCUAUCAACGAAAAUAAAAUAAAAAGAAUUUCUCUUAAAUUAUAUUCAACAGUAAUAUGUAAUAAUAUAUAUAAAAGUAAAAAUAUAAACGAUAUUCUAAGUAUUAUCGUUCAUUGUUUUAAAAUAAAAUUUUCCAUCUUAAAAAAAAAGACAAUUAACAAAAUUAUAAAUAAUAAUGAACAUAAUAUAGACGAUAUAUUAGAUGAAAUAAAAGAAGAUAAGGAUGAAAUAAAAAAAAAAUUAAGAAAUAGUCAAAAAAAAGAAAGUCUUAGCAGAAAUGAUCUAUUAAAUAUUUAUAAUAAAAUUUCUAAUGUAUAUCAAAAUAAAUUUAAUACAUAUGGUUCUUUAAGUAAGAAUUUUAUAAAGAAUAUGAAAAAAUAUAACUUAUCAAGCAAUACUAGUAAGACGAAUUAUUCUAAUUUGUAUAACAAUUCUUCUAAAUUUUUUAGGUUUAUAUCUUCUUCGUCAUUAAUACCUUCUUCUGUUUAUUCUUUAUUAUCAUAUAAUUCAAGUUUCUUAAGAAGCAAAAAAAAUGAAAACUAUAAAGACAGAAACAAAAAAAGAUAUUUUUCAAUUCAGGAUCAUAAGAAAAUGAAUAAAUUAAAAACAGAAAAAAAAAUUAAUAUAAUAAAAAAAUACAACACAAAAAGUAGAAGUUUUUCCGAUAGUUUAUACCUAAGUAAUUCCAAUUCAUUAAGAAAAAUGUUUUCAAAAAAUGAAAAUGAAAAAUAUUUCUGUUUUUAUAAUUCUUUAUCAAACAGAUGUGUUUUAGAUAAUUCUCUAAUGAACGAAAAAGUAAUAAAAAAAAGAAAAGUAAAAGCUAAAUUUUAUAAUUAUAUUAAGAAAAUAUUUAAUCAUAUUACUUCAAAAAAUAAAAAUUAUAAAAAAGCUUUAAAUAAUAUUGUUGAGAAUGCUAAAUGGAGUAUUAAUAUAGAGAAUUUUGUAUUUUCUUUGCCCUCAUUAAAUAAAGGAUUUAAAUUUUAUUUGUAUUUGAAUAAAUUAAUUAUUUAUGAUUACAAUAAAAUAAAUAUAUGCAAUAAUAUUUCUCAAUUUCGAUUAUUUUUAAAAGAUAGUGCUGAUAAAAGCUAUUUGGAUUUAUGUGAAAAAAUACUAAAUAUUUAUAGCUAUUUAGAUUUAAAUAAAGAUACUUUAGGAACCGUAAAAAGAAAAUUUCAUUUAAAAAAAAUAAAACAAGAAAUAUAUAAUAAUCAGUUUUAUGUUAUAGCAAAUGAAAAUAUUAAUAACAUUGAUUUUAAUAUAGAUGUAAGUAAUACAAAACUGACAGUACAUAAUGAAACAAUAAUGAAUUUAAUCAGUUUUUUUACUGAUUUAACGAAUAAUAUAUUUUCUUAUUUAUAUGUAUAUUCUCUACUACCAGAGUUUUAUAAAUAUGAUUUAUCGUGCUUCAACUCAUGCAUAAAUGUAGAUAAUUUUCAGAAAGGAUUAUUGUUUUAUAAUGAUCUUUUAAGGAAUUAUAUUAAAAUAAAUAAAAAUGAAAAAUAUGUGAAUAUUAAUGCUUUACAAUUUUUUCCUUUUAAUGUAGCAAAAGGAUCAUGUGAAACUGAAGACAAAGUAAUGAAUUUAAGCGACCAUCAAUUUAAUAAAUCUUAUUUUGAAGAGGAAAAUAAUAAUUUAAAAAUUUCCAAAAAAUACUUUCCUUGUAGUCAUACCAAUUUGGAUCUUUUAAAUGAUGAGAAAGAAUUAAAAGAUGCGGAAAAUAGUGAAAAUUCAUCUAAUAUUGAGAUACCGGAUAGUUUUAUGGAAGAAAUAUUUUUUUUUAAAAGUAAAAUAAAUUAUAAUUAUUUAAUAAUGAAUAAAUUUGAAUAUCACACAACUACUAAUGUAUCACUGAAAGAAUUAAAUGAUAAAAAUUAUUAUUUCUUGGCAUUUAUAAAUAGUAAUUUAAUUUUUUUUUUAUAUUUUUAUACAAAAUAUAAAACUGUUUUAAAUUACUUGUCUAAUGAGAAUGUAUUUAAACUUAAAAUUAAUUAUCAUUACCCUAUUAAAAAGGUAAAAAUUCGUAGACAAAUAAAUAUAAAUGAACUAUAUGAAAGAAUAUAUAAUAAGAGAAAAUUUAUAAAUGUAAAUAAUUCUCAUUUAAGGAAAAAGAACGCAAAAGAAUGGCUUAAGAUUUCUAAAUCAAGAUUAAGAAAAAAAAAAAAAAUGAUAAAAAUAAAUAGCAAAAUAAAACAAUAUAAUAACAAUACAAUAAAAAGUAAAAGCGACAAUAAUUAUAAUUUGAUAAGAAAAAAACAAAGAAAAAGUAAAACAUACGAAAUAAAUAAUUUAAAUGUAGAAAAUAAAUGUAAGGAAGAAAAUUUGAAUGAUGAAUAUUUUAAAAACGAUAAUGAAAAAAUAGGAAGAAACAUGUAUAGCAGUUUAAAAAACCUUAAGAUUACUAACAAAAACGAACCGUUGCUAGAUAAUAAACAUACAUAUGAAUUAGUUGACGAUAAUAAGAAAGAAGAAAGUGAAAAAUGUGAAAGAGAGGGAUUAUCUAAAAGAAUAAAAACAACAUUUAAAAAGUUAUUUACUAAAAGAUUUUCAUCAAAUGUAUCAAAAAUUAAAAAAAAAGAUAUAAUUGUGAGAAAAAAUAUUUCUCCAUGUAGUUCUAAUGAUUUUUUUACUAAAGAAGAUAGUGAAGUAUUAAGAAAAAAAGAUAAACUGGAAAUAACAUCAUUAAGUAAACAUCUAAUUUCUUUUAAAAGUGUAUAUAAUGUUAUGAAUAAAUAUACGAAUAUUAAAAUUAGGGUAAAUUUAUUUGAGAUAUGGUUUAUUCAAGAAGAUUUAUUUAAUUAUAGAAAUGAACAAACGGAGAAAAUAAAAAUGAGUUACUAUAUGAAAAGAAAAAAUAAACAUAGUAAUAGUGAAAUAAAGAAAGGAAAAAUGAGAAAAAAAGAAGCAAAUAGAAAUAACAUUUGUGAAGUAGACAAUGCUGAUAAGGAAUUUUAUGAUACAAAUAAAAAAGCAAAAACAUAUAAAAUGAAAUAUUUUAGUUCUAGCAAUUCAAGCAGUAAUUUAAACAUCUUAAAUAUUUUAGAGAAAACAAAAAAUUGUAAUAAUAUAUAUAUAGAUAAAAAAAUUAAUAAGCAAGUUUUUUAUACAGCACAAAAAAAGAUAUAUAACAGUGAAAAUGAUUUAAAUGAAAAUACAAAUGGAAUGAGAAAAAAAAAUAAAAUGAGAAAUAAGGAAAUGAAUAAAAAUAUUAUUAAUCCAAAUGUAUAUAAUAAAAAUGAAUCAAUAAAUUUAAAUAACGUUUCUUUAUCUAGUGAUGAUUUGUAUAGCAAUAAUUUCAGCUACACCGAUGAAUCUUUAACAUAUUUACUUAGCGAUACAGAAAGUAGUAGCAGUUUUUCUAGUGAAAGAAAUUUAAAAGAUAACAAUUUUUUAAAAGAAAUAGUCCAUAGAAAAAGAAAAAAAAAAAAUGAAGAAUAUUACAUAUGGAAAGGAAAAGAGAAAAAAAAAAGCAUUCAAGAAAAUAAAAGAAACAUUUGUUUAUCUUUAAUUUUUAGUAUAGAUAUAUAUUAUAAAGAAAAGAAAAGUAUUGGAUUAACUAAUUUAAAAACAGAAGUAAAAAAUUUCAAUGUCAUGUUAGGUAAAUGUUUUAAUUUUAAUGAAGUAUAUGAUAAACUUAAAUUAUAUAAAAGUAAUAAAAAAUUCAAAUUAUCUGUACAUGAUUCUAGUAUUUUAGAUUUAUAUUAUUUAAAUGAAGAUGAUAGUCAUAGAUCUAGAAAUGAAUUUAUAAAAAAGAAAAAAUAUUUUAAAAAUGAUCAAAACAUUUUAAAAAAACAAUUAGAAUACGCUUUUUAUGAUAAUACAAAUUUUUAUAAUAUAUAUUAUAAUGAAAUGAAGAAUAUAAAAUACCUUAAAAAAAUUAUGAACAACAAAAAAAUGAAAAAAUUUCCUAUUAAUUAUGAGGAUGAUAACGAUAAUAUUAAAGAAAAUAGUUCAAUUAAAAGUAUAAAUAAAAAUGCAUCUAGAAAUAUAAUUAAUGAAAUUUUUUUUUCUGCAGUUAAUGAUAAUGAAAGAAAUAACGGUAGUUACGAAAUGAAAAAAUAUAGUAGUGAGGAUCCUAGGGAGAAUGUUAUCUAUUUACACAAUUCAAGCAAAAUAUCAAGUAGUUAUAAUAAUUUAUUUUUUUUAAUAAAUAAACAUAAAUUAUAUUAUAAAGAUAAGUUUAACAUAUUUUUAAAUCAAAAAAAUAACAUAAUUAUGCCUAAUAUUAAGGAAGAGAAUGAGUGUUUAAUAAAUAUUAAUGAUAUCUAUUUAAGUAUAAGCAAUUUAGAUAUAAAAAGAUCAUGUAAAAUUAUAUUUCAAGAUUUUUUAGUUAAUGUAACUAUAGAUAAUAUAAAAGAGUUAUAUAAAUUUUACAAGUCUUUCAGUUAUAAUAUUUAUUAUGCAAGUUUCUAUAAAAAUUAUUUUAAUUUUUCUAAAAAUAUUUAUAUUCUUCCUUUUUUAAGUAAAAAUAAAUCCUUUAUUAAAAAAUCAAAUGAAAAAUUGAAGAUAAAAAAUGUUUACAAAGAAGGUAAGAAUAAAUUUAAAGGGUUAAAUAAAAUGAUUUUAGAUAAUAAAUUAAAAAUAUUAAGAGAAAAAUAUUCAGUAGAAAAUAAGUUGGAACAAAAAAUAUACAAAAAUAGUUCUAAUUCUAAUAUAUUAUAUAACAAAAAAUACAACAGAAUGUUUCAUAACAUAAAUAAGGAAAAAAAAUAUGAAUUAAUCCCUAUACCCAGCAAGAGUAGUGAUAUAUUAAAUAAUAACAAUUAUAGUAGUAGUAGAAAAAAUGGAGAUGCAUGGAUUAAUGAAAGUAGUGGAAAAUAUAUUUCUUUUAGUGAUACUAAUGAGUUAUUUGGUGUAACAAACGAUGAAAAAAACAAUAUGAAAAAUAAUUCAAUUAAAGAAAAUGAAUUAAAAGAAAAUAUUGAUAACUCAAUAAAACAAGGAACAAAUUAUCAUAGAAAUGUAGAAAAGAGUUAUAUAAAUAAUAAUAUAACUAGCACUUACAAUGUUCGUAAAAAAAUUUUAAUUCAUAACUUUAAUAUAUAUAAAAAUGUUGUUGAUUCUUAUUCUAAAAUUCAAGAAUUUAUUAAUAUACAAAAUAAAAAUAUGAAAUAUUUUGAAAUUAUUCAUAAUUUAAAAGAAAAUUAUAUACAAAUUGAAUUAUAUAAAGAAAAUCUUUACAAUUUAUGUAACCAAUUAUUUUCAAUAAUUAGGAACAUUAAUAAUGAAAAAAAUAUUAUUCGACAUGGACUAAUAUUUUUAAAAUUAUUAAAUUGCUUUUGUACUUAUAAUAAUAAAUAUGUAUCCAAUUUAUUUUAUUAUUUAUUUAUUUUUUCUAAAUAUAAUAAAUUUGCAUAUUAUUUAUGUAACAUUCAAAAGUAUUUUCAUUACAAUUAUUUUAUUAGUUUAACAAAUAAUAUAAAUGGAUUCAAUACAUGCCAAAAUAGUACUGCAAAUUAUUUCCCCUAUUUGCAAAAUUCUAAUUAUAUUGAUGAUUAUUAUUCUACUGAAGGAAGAUAUAAUGAAAAUGUAUCGUUUGUAGGUAAUAAAGUUAGAAAUAGAAUCAUGAAUGAUAACCUUUCAGUAGAUAUGGAAAUAUCAGAAAAUUUAAAAAAGGAAAAAAUUAUUAAAGAAAAUGACGUUAAGAAAAAGAGCUUAAUCUUUUAUAUUAUUUCUGCUUUACUAUAUUUAUAUAAACCUUAUGCAUGCAAAUAUAGAAAAAAAAAUACAAAAAAAAAAUUUAAAAAGCAUUUAUCUAAAUCUUUGGAUAAGAUAUUAGACAUAAAUAAUAAGGAUAAUAACUUUCAUAAUAAAAUAAAAAAUAAAAAAGAAAAUAAAAUAGGCUAUAUUUAUGAAUUAAACACUGAUGAUGAAAUUUAUAAUUUAGAGACUAAAAUGAAAAAUAAACUCUUUAAAAGUUUAGAAUCAGUAAAUUCUAAUGAAAUUCCAAGAAAAUUAGAUAAAAAUAAUUUAUAUUUAUAUGAUAAAGAAUCAAAAAGAAUAAAAAUAAAAUUAAAAUUUUAUGUAAAAAAUAUAUGCUUAAAAAUACAUCAAUUAAAUAAGGAAAAUAUACUAACAUUAAAUAUACAUGAUUUAAAUUAUUAUUUAUUUAUAUGCCUUAAUAAAUAUCAAUUUUUCUUCUAUAAUACAAAACAGAAAAUUGAUUUUUAUCUAAAUGAAAAAAUUGAGCAAAUACAAUUUAAUGAUAUAUAUAAUAUUCCCAAAAAAAGUCAUACAAAUGAAAAUAAAGAAAGCAAAUCGGAGCUUCAAAAUAAAUGGUAUGAAUUAUCAGAAGAUGAACCAAAUAUACAAAGUAAUAUAAAGUGGUAUAAGAAAAAACAUAAAAAGGAUAAAAAUUGUAUUAAAAUGAGUUUAAUAUUCAAAAUAGUUUUAAGAACAUAUGAUAAUAUGUAUAAUAUUCAAGAUACUAUAAUUAAUCCAAUUACAUUUUAUUUUUAUAUUAAUGAAAAGUUUAAAUAUUUCCCUACGUUACUUGUUCAUGCAUAUACAACUAGUAUAAAUAUUAAUAUAACUACGUCUUUCUUAUAUUUAUGUCAAUAUUUAUAUACCAAUAUUAAUUUUAAAAAAGAUAUUAUUGAUGUUAAAAAUUCAAAUAUAGAAAUAUAUAAUGAUUUGCAUUCUGAAAUAAUAAUAUUUUAUAAGACAAGAACAAAAAAUAAUAAUUAUGUAUGGAAACUAAUAAUUAUAAAUAAAAAUGAAUAUUAUGAAUUUCCAUGUGAAUGCUUAUAUUUUUGCAUUAAUAAAAAAAAAGAAAAAAAUAAAAUUAAUUCGGAAUUUUAUUCUAUGAAGAAUUCAGAUGAUUUUAUAAUUAAUAAUGAACAUGAUUUAAAUAAUUUAUUUAAAGAUAUUUGUAAAAUUGGAUUCAAAAAACGAAAUAUUUUUAAUUCAGUAGCCAAACAAGAAAAACAUUUAUUAUAUGAUAAUACCCAAAAUAUCUAUGAUAUUUUAUAUAAAUAUACAUAUAAUAUGCCUUUUCUUUACAAAAAUUAUGAUAAUGAUAAUAAAAUUAUAAAUAUAAUAAAAAAAAAAUCAUCAUGGACAUAUAUAGGUGUGUUGUAUACUGAUGAUUUGUAUUCAAGAGCAUAUAAAAUUCCAAAUGUAAAAUAUAAUUUAUUGGUAGAACCUGAAAUAGUAAGAAACAAGUGGUGUCUUAGUAUAGGUACUUGCAUUCAAAUAGAAAAUAAUUCAAGUAUGCAUUUUCGAAUUUAUAAAGAAGGAAAAACAAAAUAUUUUCCUCGUGUAAAUUUUAAAUGGAAUUUAAAAAAAAAGAAAAAUUUCAAUGAUAAUUAUUUAACAUGGGAUGAAAAUAAUUUUGACACAAAAAAAGAAAAACCAAAUAAAAAUCGAAAGAGUUAUAGAGAAUCUCACAAGAAUUUUGUUACUUAUAUGGAAAAAAAAAGAAAAAAGAAAAAUAGAAAAAAAGAUGAAGAUUAUAUAAAUAUAUUACCAUUCAGUAAAAGAGCUGUUCCUUUAUUUUGGUUAUAUGAUUGCUCUUUACCUUAUAUAAAAAUAUUAAGAAAAAAAGAAAAUAAAUAUAAUAUGAAAACUUUAAGUAAUAAUUAUAGUGAAGAAAAUUUAGAUAUUGAAGCAGUUCCAUUUAAUAUAUUAUACAAACUUCUAAAUAAAUAUUCAUUAAAUAAUAAUAAUCUAUAUCAAAAAAAAUUAGACAUUGCUCCUUUUGAAUUAGUUUUUAAGAGUUUAAUAAUGUUUUAUUGCUAUAUUAAAGUAAAAGAUGUUCCUACACAGCAUAUAAAAGAAACAUCCUAUAAUUAUACAGUUGUUAUUGAACCAAUGGUAACUAUUAAAAAUAAUUUACCUAACCCUAUCACUGUUAUAAUAAGAUUAAAAAAGGAAAAAGGUUUUUUUACUCUAAAAAAAAAAAAAUAUGAAAAAAGGUCCGAAGAAAAUUUUUUUUAUAACAAUUAUGAAAUAGAUGAUGAUAUAACAAAAAUUUUAAAAAAAAAAGAAAUGUUUGCUCUUGUUCCUCCUCAUCAUUAUUGGUGUUUGCCUAUUUGCACUCAAGGAUUUUAUAUGAAAAUAUUUUAUCAUGGUUUACAAUUAGAAAAAAUGAAUUUUAUUUGUAAUCACAUUAAUGAAUUAAAGAGAUACUUUGAUUUUAAAAAUGUAAAAUUACCUGAUUUAAAUGAAGUAUUUUUUAAUAGCAAAAUAAAUGAUGCUAUUAAUGAUGAGAAUGGGAAUGCAAGAAAAAACAAUUAUUUGAAUAAAGAAGAAUAUAAAAAUAAUUUAAAUUAUAUUAAUUAUAAAAAUAAAAUUCUAUUUAAUGUAAAUAAAAAUAGUAAUUCAACGUAUGAUGAAAUAACGAAUGAUUUGCAUAAUGAAAAAGAAAAUAGUAGUUCUAUGAAAAAUAUAUAUAGUACUUUUCAUAGCGCUUGUUUAAAUAGAAUUUUUAGCUACAAUACAGAGAGUAGAAAUAAUGAUAAAAAAAGCAAAAAAAAUAUGAAUAAUUUCUUAUAUGUUUCUGAUGGAUUUUUUCCCAUUUAUAUGCCUACCACUGAUACUAUUACUGCAACCAAAGUCCUGCAUCAUAAAUAUGGAUUAAUAAGCAACAUUUUUUCUUAUGAUGAAUUAAAAUUUAUUUAUUUUGAAAACAAAAUAAAUCAAAUGAAUAAAAAAAUUUAUGAUAACUUGCAUAUUUUUAAAAAUAUUGCUAUUUCAGCAGAUGUAUCUAGAAGAAAAAUUGAUUUUUAUUUUCCUUUCUUUUUUGAAAAUACUACCAAUGUUUGUAUUUAUGUAAAUAAUAAAAUUUUGCCACCUAAUAGUCGUUUAUAUAUGACGGAGGAAGAAGCCAAAAAUGUAAAGAUAAAAUCAUAUAAAUAUGAUUAUAUAAAUAAUAAAAUAUUAUGCAGUAAUGUUAGUAACAAAAUUGAUUGCACUAAGACUAAUAUGAUACGCCCGUUAUUAAAUUUAGUAUAUAGAAAAAUAAAUAGGAAGCAAAAAGUAAGAUUUUGGGAAAAAUAUGAAGAAAGAAAAAAAAAAUAUAUAAACAAUAGAAAAUAUAUAGAUACAGAAGAGGAACGUAAUACUUAUAUAUGCAAAAGAAAGGCAAAUAGUUUGAAAUUAAAAAAAUUAAAUGAUAUGAAUGAAGAUAUAAAUAGCAGAGGAAGAAUAGAUAAUGAAUUUAAUAGCCAUAUAGAUAAAAGUAACUUAAAAGGUAAUAUUAGUGAUUUUAAUAGUUGCAUAGAUGACAAAAAUAAACACAAAUUGAAAAAUAAAUUAGUUAGUAUUAACGAGGGAAAUGAUAUAAAAACUGAUAAGAAUACUCGUUCAGAUAAUUUAAGUGAUUAUAAUAAUUUAUUUAAUAAAAAUUUUUUAUAUAACUAUAAUAAUAAAUAUACAGAAAUGUAUAUUUAUAAUAAUGAUGAAAACAAUAAUCAAAACAAUACAGUAAAUAUAGAGAAAGAUAGAUUUUGUAAAAAAACAUUCAAAAAUCUCUUAAUAAACAAUAAGGAACUAUUUAAAAAAAAAAAAAAAGGUAAUAAAAAAAUGUUAGGAAAGUAUGGAAGUAUAAAAAAUAUAAAAGCAUUUAGAUUAUUUAAUAGAAGUAGCGAAAGAAAUAAAAUUAACAGAGAUGAAUUUGUAGAUGAACUGGAAGAGCAAUUUGACGAAAACAAUUCUAUUGCUAGUAGUUCGUAUUAUGCAGAUGAUAAUGAUAAAAGCUUUAAAAAAAAAAAAAAAAACAUUAUUUUCAAUAAUAAAUUGUAUUCCUUUGAUAAAAUAGGAAAUAAAUAUUUUAAAAGAGAAAAAAAAAUUCCAAAUCAAGAUGGAAAUUAUUCUUUUUAUUCUGAAAAUGAAAAUUAUAAAAAAAAAACGUCCUCAUAUAUAUUAAGUACGGGUCUUUUUAAUUUAUUUAACGAAGAAGAAAUAAUGAAUGAUGAGGAAUAUGAUGAAGAUAUUUUAUAUGAAAAUUCCAAUGAACAAGAGGAAGGAGAAAACGAUGAAAAUAUAGAUAAUUUGAAUAUAGAAGAUUCAUAUAAGAAAAAUUCUAUUUUAAAUUUAAACUUGAUGAAAAAAAGAAAAAAUGUGCAAAAUGAGACGAAGAAAAAGAAUCCUAGAAAGGGAAAGUUUAAAAAAAGCAAAUUUCAAGAGAAUCUUUUUUUUAAUAGUAAUGAAAAAGGAAACAAUGAUAAUUUACAAGUGAGUAAUAUACAGAAUGAUAAAUUAAAUUACACUGAUUAUGAUUUAUGUGAAAGUUUAAUAAAUAGUAGUGCCAGUAAAUAUGAAAAGCGUGAAGAAGAAUAUAUAAAUAUAAAAGAUGCUUACGAUAUGAAUUCAAAAGUACCUUACUGUAAAAACAUAUUAAAUUCAGAUAAAAAUAAAAAACUAAUAAAUAAAGAAGGAAAAAAGAAAAGAGAAGAUGAAGAUGAAGAAGAGGAAUCGGAAGAAAAAGAGGAAAUGGAAAAACAUAUAAAGAAAAAAAAAAGAACCUUAUUUAAAGAUAUAUUAAAAAAAAAAAAUAUAAAUAAAAAAAAUAAAAUAAAAAUAAAAGAUUAUUAUGAAGGGGAUUUUUUAUCCUUAGGUAUUUGUGUGAGAUAUGCAGAAGAACCAUUUAAUAAAUCUAAGAUUGUUACAUUUGUUAAUAGUUAUAUAUUCAUUAAUAGAUUACCAUUUGAUAUUAAAAUUGUUACUGAAUCAAUAAGAAAAUUGGAUAACAUUUUUAUAGGCCAAAAAUCAUCAAAUAAUGAGUUAAAUAAUAAAUAUGAAGAAAAAAAUCAAGUGGAAGAGAAAAAUACUAAUAAAAAUAUAAAAAGUAUUAAUUCAUUAAACCCUAUAUAUGAAGAAAAAGAGAUUUGCGAAAUAGAUAUUAAUGAUACUAAUAAGAUAAAAGAAAAUAAUAAAUAUGACACAUAUGAAGAAAAUGAAGAUUUGGAUUCAUAUAAAAUUAGUAAUAACAAAAUAGAAAAUAGCAAAAAUGGUAAAAAACAAAAUUAUAACACAAAUAGUGAUCAUUUUAUAGAGAAUAUAACAAAUAAUGAAAGAAAUGAAAAUUUAAUUAAAAAUAUAAAUUCAGUAAAUUCUGAGUAUAGUCAACCAACUCAUGGUGAAACUAAUAAAUUGGACUCUAAUAAUACUAAAAAAAUUGGUAUAGUGCCAGAAAUGACAAAAAAAAAUGAAACGCAUAUAAGAAGAGGAGAAAUAGCUUCCUUUCAUUCUAUUAGAAGUUAUAUAAAAAUAAAAGAUAGUAAUGAAAAUUAUAGUUCCUUACCUUUUUCAUUAAUUCCUAAACAUGUACCAUCGAACUUCCAAAUAGAAUUAUUUAACAUUAAUGAAUCUCAAAUAAAUAAUAUAAAUAACUUACUAGUAGAAAUAAAUGUAUGUAGCGGUAUUUUUGGAGAUAAACAACAAUUACCUUACACAUAUAAUGGGUAUUUUUAUAUUCUUAGUUUACCAGUAAGGCCCCAAUUUGAAAUAAUUAAUGCAACUAAAUUUAUAAUAGCAUAUGCUAGUGACUUUAAUAAAUAUACUAGAAGAUAUAUAAGCAAUAAUUAUAAUGCAUAUUUAAAUAAAUAUAAUAAAAAUGGAAAUUUCUCUGUAAAAAUGAUAUAUCCUUUUAGUUCUAUUUAUUAUACUUUACGACAUAAUAAUGAAAUUGAAACAUCAAAAAUUGCUUUGAAAAUUGUAGGUGUCCAAAAAAGUUCAUGGUGUGUUAAUUCUAUCAAUUCUUUUAUUGAUAACAUAAUAGUACUACCUUAUAGUGUAUAUGGGGAUACAUUAUUGAGAAGUGAAAAUAAUAAAAUAAUUGAAAAUCGAGCAUUUUUUGUAAGCCAUGCAAAUAUUAAAAAUAGGGAAAAUAGCAAUCUAUUUGAUAGAAGUUUAAAAGGUAACAUUAUGCAGUUGGAUAAUAGUAAUAAUAUAUAUAAUAAAGAAGAGAGAAAGGAAAAAGCAGAAAAGGAUAAUAUAUUUCUUGGCCACAAUUUAGUAAAUAAAAAAUUAUAUUCUUUUUUAAUAAUAAGAGAUAAUGGAAGUAGAGCCAUUGUAAUUACAGAAAAUUAUAAUGUAGCUAGAAAAAUAGUAAGCACGAAAAAUUUUAGUAAAAUUCAUAAAUUGAUAGCACUGAACAAUAGGAAAAAAAUAAUAUUAUCUAAUAAAAAUGCAAAUAGAAAAUAUAUUUUGGACUCUAAAAAAAAAAACUUUAUAUAUUUUAACUUUCCUAAUGUACCUGUCAUAUAUAAUUUUAAUAUACCCAGAAUAACAUUUACAUGGAUUCAUAGGCAAGAUGUGAUAAUAGCAGUUCAUUUGACAAAAUUAAAAUAUAGUGGUCAUAUUUACCCUAAAGAAAUUUUGGAUAAUGAUAUAAGCCAAAUGUUUACACCAAUAAAUAUAUUAAAAAAAAAGGAAAUGGAAGAAUAUGUACAAUUUGUUUUUUUAAAUAGUUAUAUAGACUCAUUAUUCCUAAUAGAACAAAUCCAUAUAGAUCAUUUUGUUAAAGGAGAUAUUCCUGUUAUUUUAAAAAAUACAAAUAUAGAAGAAAAUGAAAAAGAAGAUAUAUUUUUAUAUAUACAUAUAAAACAAUACUGCGUAGAUUCUCUUAAACAAGCACCUAUAUAUCAGAACAUAACUAUAAAAAUCUCUCCGAUAAAUACAAACAUUGAAUUACUAGUAGUUGAACAGUUAAUAGAAAUAAUAGAAAAAGAAAAACAAUUAUUAUUACUAUAUGAAAAAAAAGGAAAUCCUUUACCACCUCUUAUAGCCACUUCUAAGACAUCUAAAAAUGCUAUAAAUACUACUUUAAAAAUAUUUUCAGAUACUAACUUUUUGCAAAUGUUACACAUAGAUAAUUAUAUAAAAGAUAAAAUGGGAAAUGAAUUUGUCUUACAAAAUAAGCAAGUUAUUAAUAAUACCUUUUUAAAUUCUGUAAAUAGGAGAAAUGAACAUAACUUAAAAAUAUUCAGAAACAAAAAAAAAACAAAGGAAAAUGAAAAUAUGAAACCUAAUGUUUACUCUUAUUAUUUUAGUUCAGCAAAAGCUAGAAAGGUAAAAAAAAGUAAAAUAAUAAAUUUUAAAAAUAUAGCAGACAAAAUAUAUCCUGAAGAUACAAGCAAUAGUUCAAAUUGUAGUAAAUCAACUCAUAAAAAUAAGAAAAUAUUACAUAAGAAAAUUUGCAAAUUAUUGGUGGGAUAUUACAAAUACAAGAAAAUAAAUAAUUUAAUUAAUAAUACGUAUUAUAAUAUUAAUAAUGUAAAUGAUGAUCGUUUAUUACCUAUAGAAAUUCAGUAUUUUAAGAAUCAGAAAAUUUUUAUGAAGGCAUUUUCUUCUCAUUUAUUUUUACAUCCUAACCCUAGAUGGAUAGAUAAUAAAAGCAGACCUGUAUAUAUACGAGAGUUUAAGAUUUACCCUAUAGAAAUUAUUGCAUCUAUUAGAACUUCUGAGCAUAGAAUUUCAAGAAGAAUAUUACAUAUCGUGGAUGCACUACCAUUAGAUACUCCCUCUAUGCGUAUACGCUUAAUAUCACAAAAACGAAAUUACAUUGUAUGUACAUGGGAUGGUUUAUUUCAAUCAUUAAGAAUUUCUUAUUUCAGACAAUUAUUAAGACAAUCAUUACCAAGUGCAUGGCUAUCUAAUCCUUUUGCAUUUAUUAAAGGUUUUAUUAAAGGAUUGUAUUCUUUAUUUAAAGAAACUAUAAGAGGAGUAAAAACAAGUUCAAAUUUCUUUGAUGGUUUUAUGUCUGGAUUUAAGUGUGGAAUAACAAUAUUAGUUGUUAACACAGUAGGUGGUUUAUUUCAAUCAUUAAGCCAUAUGCUAAAUGUAUGUCAUAAAUUGAUGGGAGGUUCCAGACCUAGACCUCCUAGUAUAUUGGAUUCAUUAAUUCUUGGAUUUGAUGGAUUACUAUUAGAUACCUUUUAUAGGCCAUGGGUUUCUUUAUUUACUGAUCCUAAGAUAUCUCUUAAUAAAGGAAAUAGCAACUUUAAAACAACUUGCAUAGUUAUUGGUUGUGUUCUUAGGUGCAUCUUUUCUCCCAUUUUUGGAUUAUUAAACUUUUUUGCCUCUUUAACAGAAGGUUUUGCUAAUACAUUAAUUGGAGAUUUUGAAAGAUUUUCAAGAGUUCAAGAGAGAGCUGAAUUUGAAACAGAAAAAAUUAAUAAAACAUUUUCAACGAUUAAAAAGAAAACUUUUAAAAAAUCCAAGAAAAAAAGUUUUAGAUACAACAAUGAUACUUAA